This is a messenger RNA of Thelazia callipaeda (thelaziosis nematode), 927 nucleotides long. Lineage: Eukaryota; Metazoa; Nematoda; Chromadorea; Rhabditida; Thelaziidae. The record is from the annotation of a GenBank genome assembly.
AUGGAGCGAUUCUUACGGCUUGGUAGUCUCAGUUCUCUCAGCUUUGGAAAUAACAAUCCAGUGGACAGCAACCAGGUUGAUACAUCGGAAACAGUCUACAUUUCGUCUUUGGCUUUACUUAAAAUGCUAAAACAUGGCCGUGCUGGUGUACCUAUGGAGGUUAUGGGUUUGAUGCUUGGCGAAUUUGUGGAUGAGUAUACUGUGAACGUCAUAGAUGUAUUUGCGAUGCCGCAAUCAGGCACAGGAGUGUCUGUAGAAGCUGUAGAUCCGGUGUUUCAAGCUAAAAUGUUAGAUAUGUUAAGACAGACAGGCCGACCAGAAAUGGUUGUUGGAUGGUAUCAUUCACACCCAGGAUUUGGGUGUUGGUUAUCAGGUGUAGACAUUAAUACUCAGCAGAGUUUUGAAGCUCUUUCUGAAAGAGCAGUUGCUGUAGUGAUCGACCCCAUUCAGUCCGUCAAAGGAAAAGUUGUAAUAGAUGCAUUUCGAACAAUUAAUCCGCAGUCAAUGGCGUUAAAUCAAGAACCACGUCAAACUACAUCGAAUCUUGGUCAUUUGCAAAAACCGUCUAUUCAGGCACUAAUUCACGGUCUUAAUCGACAUUACUACUCGAUUCCUAUCAACUAUCGGACUCAUGAACUUGAGCAAAAAAUGCUGCUGAAUCUAAACAAACAAACAUGGAUGGAUUCUCUUGGCUUGGAACAUUUCUCUGACCAUUGUCAGAAAAAUCAAGCAUCUAUGGAUAAAAUGUUAAAAUUAGCGAAGCUUUAUCGAAAGGAGCAAGAAAAAAUGACUGAAGAGCAGCUUGCAAUUAAAAAUGUUGGGAAACAAGAUCCAAAGAGGCAUUUGGGUGAAACGGUGAAUGAAAUGCUUGCUGACAAUAUUGUUCAAAGUUUAGCAUCGAUGCUAGAUACAUCAUCCUUCCAAUGA